UUUUACACCCAUCUAUAAAUAAAAAUGUCUACUAGUGAAGGCGACUGGAAAUUAGCACAACAGGGGAAUUUAGGGUUAUUUUAAACACUCAGCUUGACUGAAAUAAGAGCCUACGAACAAACAUUGUCUUCUAGUUUUGUUCAUCUUACACCUAACAUUUACAGACGAGGAGUACUUUACAGCUGUUACCUGACCUGUCUGUGUUACAACCAGAAACACGUUUCAGCUCGACCCGGACAUUCCCAACUUUUACUUUCAUGGCUGCUAAUCCUCCAGGACAAGCCUUCUCAAACAAUGCACGGGCUGCGAUCUUGGUUGAACUGAAGAAGGAAAAGGACCGGCUCAUCCACAGUCAGUCCAUGAACACUCCUGGUGCCAGUAUCCCCCUGUCCAGACGGAACAUGAAGGACUUUAGAGACAGCGCGGAGCUGCAGCACAUUGCUGCUCAGCAGAAAGCUGCUUUGCAGCAUGCACAUACACAUUCUUCAGGCUUCUUCAUCACUCAGGACUCCUCGUUUGGGAACCUCAUCCUCCCUGUCCUUCCACGUCUGGAACCCGAGUCCUGAUCUUCGACUCGCUGGUCACCCCUCUUGUUGAACAACUGUUGUGAGACAGGAACCAUGUGUUUGCCUUUGCAUGUCAUUUUUAUAGUUUAUCAAUAAAAAGGCUUGUUUUUCAUUUAAUAAAAAAAAAAAACCUU
Nematolebias whitei (Rio pearlfish) is the source of this 700-nucleotide messenger RNA. RefSeq names its product ints3 and nabp interacting protein. Gene Ontology annotation, cellular component: nucleus; nucleoplasm; SOSS complex. The transcript has 4 exons. Bases 258 to 566 code for a protein of 102 amino acids. NCBI's taxonomy places the organism in Eukaryota, Metazoa, Chordata, Actinopteri, Cyprinodontiformes, Rivulidae. The record is from RefSeq and is a predicted model, not a curated record. Gene Ontology annotation, biological process: DNA repair.